CUUCACCCCCCCUUAGCGUCAUGCAUCUAUCAGGGGAAGUGUGAGAGUCCCCGAUGAAGCUUCCAUGGAAUUUAUCAACCCGAAAGAAAAUGGGCUGAGGCUAGAACAGCCGCUUGAAUUGAUAUCGCCGGCUUAUACGAUCAGCAGUAUUAGAACAUUAUAUAGACCACUAAUGCCUCCAAGUGCUCUGCCUCUUUCUCGUAUGCUCCUCUGACAGUACAGACUCAGAGAACACGAUGAGGCCCUCUUUUGCCCUCUUUGCCUCUCUGCUCGGGCUCGCCUCGGCUGUAACAGAGAGCUACAAUGGCCAGUAUGCCGACAGCUGCCCCAGUCUGUGUGCUGAUGCGGGCCCUACAACGGCUAACUGGACCAACAUCCACCAUCUCCGCAAUCUUGAGAGCUGUGAUCAAACUGUCCUCUUUGGUUUGAAUAUUCACAAUUCUGUCGCCGAUCCAAACACCAUUCUCACUAUCCACGCCUGUGUCGCUAGCCAAGGUCAGACAUACGAGGCUGCUACCUCCCCCGAUGUGCCUCAGCAGGAAAGUCAACACAAUCUAGUUGUCGCUGAAAGUUGCGGCGCUAAGGCAGUGAAGACAGUUUUCACUUCCCAGGUUGGCCCUUUGACGCUUAGCAAGGCGUCCGGCGCUGCUCCACGAUCUGCUGAUGUAACCGAGGCUACUCGUCAACUUACCCAGUUCGUGGACAAGAGCGCCGAGUGCGGUGCCACCAUCUUGUUUGCCAAACACAGGUCUGCUGUCGUGGGAUUGUAUUCUGGUGCACAAAUCACCAAGCAUGCCGCGCGAGGUUUCCUUGACUCUUUUGCGGAAACGGAAACUUCGGCCCUGCAGAUCUGCCAGCCUGCCGGCGCGGCCACGACUAUUGGAGUGGUUUCUACUGACUUUGUUGAUCUAGCAGUGGCUCAAGAUGCUAUCAAGGACUGGAACGAUGGCCUCUGUCUUGAUGGGACCAUUCCCGCUGGUGCUGUCAGCAUGGACGUGCUCGUGUCUACCGUGGAUAAGAGCUUCAAUGCUGUUACUAAUACUACUACCAUCUCCCACGGCAACAUAACAGCCAGAGGGCAGCCACGAGCCCUUCUUCCAAGGGGGGAGUGCCGAACAGAGGAGGUCCAUGGGGGUGACAGCUGCGCCUCGCUGGCCAGCCGCUGUGGCAUCUCUGGAACCGACCUGUCUAAAUACAACCCACAAAAGAACUUAUGCUCAACCCUAAAGCCCAAGCAACACGUUUGCUGCACCUCAGGGGAUUUGCCAGACUUUCGCCCUCAGCCGCAGCCCGAUGGCACGUGCAACACAUAUAAGGUCAAUGAUAACGAUGGAUGCUCUGACCUAGCUGAUGCACAUUAUAUACAACAACAAGACAUUGAAGACUUCAACAAAAAGACUUGGGGCUGGGCUGGCUGUACCCACCUGCAGAGUGGCCAACUCAUCUGUCUCAGCAAGGGAACGCCUCCUAUGCCCUCGCCGGUCCAGGGAGCCACCUGCGGUCCACAGGUACCCGGCACCGAAAAGCCUUCUAACGGAACGGAGCUCGCUGAUCUUAAUCCAUGUCCACUUAAUGCAUGUUGUGAUGCCUGGGGCUUUUGUGGAACAACGGCCGACUUUUGUACCCAGUCACCUGCGGAUACUGGAGCUCCUGGCACCGCAAAACCCGGAACCAACGGAUGCAUUUCCAACUGCGGGAUGGAUAUUGUUAACAACGAUAAGGCGCCCGAUCAGCUAAAGACCAUCGCCUAUUUCGAGGCGUUUGACCAGAUGAGAGCGUGUCUGCGAAUGAGUGUCACCGAGAUCCCGGUCAACAAGUACUCACACAUCCACUUUGCAUUUGCCACAGUCACGUCCAGCUUCGAUGUGGACAUCUCAGACACCGAGUAUGAAUUCAGUAGAUUCGUGAAGAUAAGCGGGUUUAAAAAGAUUCUGUCUUUCGGCGGAUGGGCAUUUUCCACUGAUGCAGACACAUUUCAGCGCUUCCGGGAUGCCACCAAGAAAGAGUAUCGCGACACAUUUGUCAAUAACCUGAUAAACUUCAUGAGCAGGCAGAACCUGGAUGGAUUUGACUUUGAUUGGGAGUACCCUGGUGCACCUGAUAUUCCCGACAUCCCACCCGGAAGCCCAGAAGACACAGACAAUUACCUUGCUUUCCUGCAGCUCCUCCGAAGCAAGCUACCCAGCGAGAAAUCCAUUUCCCUUGCUAUACCGUCUUCCUACUGGUACCUCAAACAAUACCCGAUCAAGGAGAUUGCAAAAUAUGUGGAUUACUUUAUUUACAUGACGUAUGAUUUGCACGGCCAAUGGGAUGUUGACAGCAAGUCGGCCAUGCCUGGCUGCGAUGCUGGAAACUGUCUUCGAUCACACGUCAACAAGACCGAAACGCAUAAUUCUAUGGUCAUGAUCACCAAAGCUGGUGUGGAAGCCCGACAAGUUGUCAUUGGCGUUACCAGCUAUGCCAGAAGUUUUCGCAUGACUGAUGAGUCCUGCUCCGGUCCCUUGUGCACCUAUGCUGGAGCGAAGUAUCAGUCCGCGGCCUAUGCCGCGCCCUGCACAACAACUGGUGGCUACAUCUCUAACGCUGAGCUCAACGAUAUAAUCAAAGACCAUGGCAAUUACUCCAUCGUCAAGUCGUACGUUGACAAGGACUCUGACUCCAAUAUUCUGAUGUAUGGCAAUCCUGGGGCCGUGGACUGGGCGGCCUACAUGGACGGCGAUCUCAAGGACAACCGAAUCAAUUGGAUCAAGGGCCUCAACUUUGGGGGUUCGUCUGACUGGGCCAUUGAUCUCCAAGAUUACUCCAACAACGAAAAUGGCGAUGACAGUGAGGAUGACGACGGGGCCGACGAUGAAUCUGGCGACGACGACCUCAACUGUCCCUCUGAGGAUAACCCUGGAACCCUGGAAGGUCUCGCAGAUAAGGCCGAUUCUCUAGACCCAGGGUGUGUCCACCUCUUUGCAAUGGAUAUUUUAUAUUCCCAGCUCCUCGACAGUUUAUCUUUGUUCCAAACCAACUCGGAAGGCUACGACGAUAAGUUCGGCUGGUACGAGAAGUGGACCAAGGAGCAGAUCCAGCCACGUAUCGAUAGCUUUAUGAAGUUCGGCGAGGGCAAAGGACUCAAGUACUUUGACUGCUACUGGGCAUAUACUGGCGACAAGGAAACAAAAGAUUCUUGCCUUGCAAUGCCGCACAUCUGGGACGUGAGCGCAGGAUGGAGCAUCCGCUACGAACUCGUCGACAAGACGGGCUUCUUUGACGCCCUCGCGGCCGAGACGGGCAUCGACGAGUCGUGGGUGACAUUUGGCGAUCUGACUUCAGAUUAUAUAUGUGCGGAUCCUGGCGAUAAACAUCCAGGCACCGGCGGCUUGCCCUGCCGGAAGCUCUUCCGCAAAAGGUUUAAUUACCCUCAGAAGGCCUCCAAUGACAAUAUCCACGUCGGCAAUCCUAAGAAGCUCAUUGAGGCAUCUAUGGGCAAUGUCACGGCUCUGAGAACCUCGCUUUUCUCCUCGUACCUCAGCGUGGGCCUCUCCUUCUACGACGACGGGCCAAAUGAUACCUCAGCCACCGACGCAUUAGUCGCCUACUCCAUGCCCGUAUUGCAACUCGCAGAAGCCAUCAAUAGCAUGAAGGACAUUAAAGAAAUCGGAGAAGAUGCCGAGGCGCAAGCAAAGAAGGACCUCAUCUUCAAGAUCCUCACAAUCGUCUUCAUGGUCAUCCCUUUCGUCGGAGAGGCCCUCGGCCCUCUGAUUGGCAGCACCGCAUCAGUGGCUCGUAUUGCGCUUCUCAUCGGCGAAGCGGGCAAUGGGGCGCUAACAGUGGCGGAAAUCAUUGAGGAUCCGACGUCUGCACCGUUUGCGGUGCUGGGUUUGAUUGCAGGUGCUGGCGGCGGGUCGGGCAAGCUGUCCAAGGCGGAGGCGAUGGUGGAGGCUUCCAAGGCAAGAGGUCUGAUGAAAGCUAGCGAUUUGGCCAAGUUUCCACAGAGGUUUAGGGAUCAGGAUGCUUUGGUGCAAAAGGUCGUAAAGAGUUUGUGUGCGAGGAGCUAGGUGGGACAUAGUAGGGCAAUGCACUAGGCCUCGUAAUUCGACGGUUUUAGAACUCUCUUCACUUUGUUAUAAACCAGUACGU
Aspergillus pseudotamarii is the source of this 4128-nucleotide messenger RNA. RefSeq names its product putative class V chitinase. Gene Ontology annotation, molecular function: chitin binding; hydrolase activity, hydrolyzing O-glycosyl compounds. Lineage: Eukaryota; Fungi; Ascomycota; Eurotiomycetes; Eurotiales; Aspergillaceae. Bases 237 to 4046 code for a protein of 1269 amino acids. The transcript has 2 exons. Gene Ontology annotation, biological process: carbohydrate metabolic process. The record is from RefSeq and is a predicted model, not a curated record.